CUCAUAUCAUCUCAUAUUCCUCAAUCACUCUCACAUCCCACUCUCACUCUAUUUUCUUGACAGCUUGGGUUGCAGAUUCAGCCAUUUGCAAAAAUGAAGUGUUUCCUUGGGUUUUCCUUGAUAAUCUUUCUCACAUUUUUGAGAAGUGCUAAAGUCUAUGGAUCAUAUGGUUGGAAUAGUGCACAUGCUACUUUCUAUGGGGAAGCUGAUGCUUCUGGCACAAUGGGAGGAGCUUGUGGAUAUGGAAAUUUAUAUACUCAGGGUUAUGGGACUAACACAGCAGCACUAAGUACUGCUUUGUUCAACAAAGGAUCAACAUGUGGAGCUUGUUAUGAGAUCAAAUGUGUUGAUAGUCCAAAUUGUUUAAAAGGAUCUAUUACUGUCACGGCAACAAAUUUCUGUCCACCAAACAAUGCUCUUCCCAACAAUGCUGGUGGCUGGUGUAACCCUCCUCAGCAACAUUUUGAUCUUGCUGAACCUGUUUAUCUCAAAAUGGCUACUUACAGAUCAGGAAUCGUCCCUGUCUCUUACAGAAGGGUUACUUGCAAGAAGAGCGGAGGGAUAAGAUUCACAAUCAAUGGGCAUUCUUAUUUCAACCUUGUGCUCGUAACAAAUGUCGGUGGAGCUGGAGAUGUUGUAGCUUUGGCAGUGAAAGGAUCAAAAUCUGGUUGGAAAUCAAUGUCAAGAAAUUGGGGUCAGAAUUGGCAGAGCAAUGUUUACCUUGAUGGUCAAGCACUUUCUUUUAGAAUCACAACACGUGAUGGACAAAGAAUUGUGUCCAAGAAUGUUGCUCCUCCCAAUUGGUCUUUCGGUAAAACUUACUCCGGUCCGAAACAAUUCCGUGCAGCUAGUGAAGGCUCCAUGGAUUCCUCUGGCUCUCUCAAGCAAGAAAACCUUAAAUUUGGAUUGUAUCCACUUUGUCUUUUCACUUCCAUGUCUCUUCUUACUUCUCUAUGAUCUCUUUUUUCUCCAUGGAGUUAAGGUUGUGCGUCUCUUAUCCAGGCUGAAAAGGGUGGAACUUACAGAGUUGGUGCAACUGGAGAUAUCGACACCAUGGAGAUUUUGGACCAGCUGAUCAAGUAGCUCACUCCAGAAAGAGAAUCUCAAUGUGAUGUUUGGAGUGCAUUCCUGGUGAAUCAUGAUAUGCCAUGAAAUAACUUCCAACAAUUUUUGUAACUUUUAAGAAAAUUUUGCUUACCAAUCCGUAGUUAAUAAAUCGUCUUAUAUGACAUUAGUAGUUUCAUUAGAGCUUUAUUUAUCUCAAGGAUUAGAGGAUGUUUUUUUCUUUUUUUUUUUGAUCGUCUCAAUUAGAGGAUGUUAUGCAAGAAGCCAUAUACAGUACUUCUUCAAUCAAUUUGGUAUAGCGGUGUAAUCCAGGUUUGGGUUAAAUAAAACGAGACGUCUACUUUUUUUUU
Molecule: messenger RNA, 1415 nt
Organism: Papaver somniferum (opium poppy)
Lineage: Eukaryota; Viridiplantae; Streptophyta; Magnoliopsida; Ranunculales; Papaveraceae
Product: expansin-A1-like
Exons: 6
Coding region: 94-957 (287 amino acids)
Biological process (GO): plant-type cell wall organization
Cellular component (GO): extracellular region
Source: RefSeq, a predicted model, not a curated record